Messenger RNA from Bufo bufo (common toad), 5064 nucleotides. It is a transcript of the gene MTUS2, whose product is annotated as microtubule associated scaffold protein 2. The record is from RefSeq and is a predicted model, not a curated record. Lineage: Eukaryota; Metazoa; Chordata; Amphibia; Anura; Bufonidae. Gene Ontology annotation, molecular function: microtubule binding. Gene Ontology annotation, cellular component: cytoplasm; nucleus.
AUGAGUAUCCCACUGGCGCCAAGUAAGGCUUGCUGCGCAGACCAGGAGGAUAACAGCAAUGAAGAGAAAAACGACAAUGAGAGUGUGACCGGUUUGGGUGAUAGUAAUGCCAAUCAGAUUUUCUCCACAAACACUGACAAAAAAGAUGAGAUAUAUAACAUGGAGGAUAAAUCAGGGAUGUUGCGCUCUUGGCCAUCUGAAAACCUUACGGAGUCCAGCAGGCAAGAGAACAUUGACCAAGAGUCUCCAUCAAGCGACUUAAGACUCCAUUCACCAACCAACAAGGACAUCACCAAAAACUAUAUGACCGAUGAUGCAAAGGACAGUUUGAAAUCUGCUACUCUUAGACAAUCUCCUAAAGCUAGCUUAUAUGACAGAAGUUUCCAGGUUCCCAUUAGCAAGACACGUGAAUCCUCUAUCAGUGCCCAUAGUAAUAACAGUAGCAACAUAAUCCAAGGUGAAGGUUCUAGGAUAAAAUCAAGUAUCCCUUCACUUAAAUCAGAAACUUUAAUAAAAGAGCAUAUUUUAACUACAGCAACUGUAGAUUCACCACUUAGGUACUUGCAGUAUGCUGACACGUCUCACUGCGGGAUCAAGCCUACUGAUACAUCCUCCUCAGCUGACCAUUUAUUAAGACUACCCUCUCAUAAUAUCAAUAAUACCUCAGAGGAAAAGACGAUUGUAUUUUAUUCCAAACCACCUACCUCAAAUAUUACUGGCCCAGAUUUUUCAACGGCUGAUGGAACCUACACCCAUGUUAACAAACAAAGCACAUUAUCACAUCCUGUUCAUGUUGAGGAACACUCUCGUUUAUCUUACAAACCUCAGGUAAUUUGUACCAUACCAGAAGCACAAUUGUAUCAGGGUCAAACAAUUAAACCAUCCGAACUGACUGAUCCCAAAAACAUUCAGUCUAAGUCAAUAUCUCCCCACAAACUACAGAUAACAUUGGUUGAGGUUGCUGGAUCCAAAAGAGGGGAUAGUGGAUUUGAAACCAGAAGAUCUCCAUUGUCUUUUCCAUGUGGUCAGGCAUCUGUUUCCCAGGCAAACCAAGUAGGAAAACAGGCUGUGACAUUUCUGUCUACCAGUCCUUCCAAUUCCAAGCAGCACGAUUAUAAACUCGAUGUAUAUUAUAGUGAAAUGAAAUCUCAAAUCUCUCAGGUCUCUGAUUUUCAAGCUGGUCACUCCCAAGAAGUUGAGUUUUCAAAACACAAAGAUCCGAGCUACAAGCCUGCGAUCAGAAAAACAACAUCACUCACUGACUCUCUGGAUAAUAAGAUCCAUUCGAGCAAAGACAGAUUCUCAGUACAAGAUUAUCUUUGUCAGGACAGUGACAAUAAUUUUCUUUCAAGCAGCAGCGCGACUUCCUUGAAAGAUAAAAAUGCUUUCGUUGACAGUAAAAAGACAUCUCUUGGUCGAAAACAUCAGUCAGAUUUUCUAAAAAGCAAUUUGAAAGAGAGCCAUAAGGACCCAAGUGAUUCAUUUUUAUGUACCACUUCUCCUUUAUGCCCGCUGGUUAAUAUUAAUGAUCAGCGCGUUGCCUCACCGAGCUGUUUUAAGGACUUUGGAGCAGCUCACGUUGACAGAUUGUCACCUUCUUCAGUGCUACCUCCUAUUGAGAGUACACAGUUUUUCAACAUAUCCCCUAAAGCAACUAACAAGACUCUUGCUAACAGUGGAAUCCCGAAACCAAUACUGGUAAAUUCCAAACCUUUCCUUACAAGCCAGGAUGAAACAGAAAUAAACCAUAAUGUGAAACCAGAGGAGACCAUCGAACCUGCCCUCAUUGUACCCAAACCCAAGCAAGUGCGGCCUAAGAUCAUCACCUAUAUUAGGAGAAAUCCUCAAGCAGUCGACAGAAUGCCAUUUGGACAAAUGAGCAUGCCGUAUGGGUCCCCAUCCUGUACUGUUCCUAUACCAAAAGAACAUGACACAAUUAGUAGUGACGUGAAACCAACAAAUGUGUUGUUAGAUAAGUAUAAAGCUGACCUGCACAAACCCAGGAUAUACAGUGCUGGGCUGGUGGUUUCUGGAAUCAGGCCUCCUGGACAUCAUUCAUUAGAAGAGACAGGUGAAAGGCAGAGGAAAGAUGACUUUUGUCCCUCAUCGUUUACUCAUUAUGAAGUCCCACCGAGCUUCUACAGAUCCACCAUGAUCCUAAGACCACAGCUUGGAUUAGGUGCCGUCUCCAGGUUGCCAUCUGCAAAGAGCAGGAUAUUGAUUGCAAGUCAACGUGCAUCUAGUGCCACAAUACCUCAGCAGGAACUGGUCACCACGGUUGGAGCACUUAACUCAGAAACACCAGAGGAUCUUAAAAAAGGUUCCAUAACAAAUGGUGCAAAGUCUAAUCUUCCGAAGCCUUGCCUAUCUGGCCUCCGUCCCCCUGGAUACUCCCGCUUGCCCGCAGCUAAGCUUGCAGCUUUUGGAUUUGUCCGGAGCUCCAGUGUGUCAUCACUGUCCAGUAAUCAGUCUAAUGAAAGUGUCCAGAGUGAUCACAACAGGACGACUAACACAGGUGCGAGCUUCACAAAUGAAGAGCAUCCCACUCAAAAUACAGUUCUUCCUUCAAAGGAGAUCCCCAAGGGUACGAAUAGGACAAUACUGGAAGUGUGUAGUGGCACCGUCGCACCCCGCAGGAGUUUACUUCCAGCUAAGAAAACAACCACAUCACCUGCUGGAUUGAAGAAGGAGACCCCAAAAGAUCAAGAAGUUAUAAAACCACCAAUUUCAUCACCCAAAAAACAAGUGACCAAGGUCCACUCACCAGGACACCCAAAACUAAAGCCGACCAUUGCACGGAAUGGCUAUGCAGCCAAGGCAGAGGUACAGACACGAGACCCAGAUCGACAGACUGUUCAGAGGUUAAAAGAGAAGUGUGAGGAGCAGGCUAAGGAACUCUUAUUUGUCCAGAAGGAGCUAAAAAAAACAAGCUGUGGGUUUUUAGUGUUUGCUGUGACGACCCAGUAUUUCUUCAACAAGAAUGAAGCUGGAGUUCUGAAAGAAAGAGAACUAUCACUUGAACUUGCAACCAUUAGAGAUGAAGUGGCCUUCAACACAGCGAGGUGUGAGAAAUUACAAAAAGAGAAGGAGGAAUUGGAAAUUAAAUUCGAUAAUGAAGUGAAGAAACUGGAACAACAUCAGCAAGAAGAACUCCAGGGGUUGAAGGGGCGACUACAGCAGCAGUAUGAUAACGAAAUGGACCAUUUGCAGCAGGAACGGAGUUCCCAGCUAUUCCAGAUCCGUGUCCAACAUCAAGGCCAGAUUGAAGAUAUGGCUGCCACGCACGAAGCCGCGCUGUUAGAGAUUAAGACCAGCCAUUCGGCCUCCAUCGCUGCAAUCCAUGAAGAUCAUGAAAAAAGAGUUCACAAAUUAAAAGAAGGUCAUGAGCUGGAGAAGAAAAUGUUAGAAGAUGGUUUUGAAAAACUAAAACUGUCAUUACAGGACCAAGUUGACACCUUGACGUUCCAGAAUCAUUCACUAAGGGAUCGGGCAAAGAUGUUUGAGGAAGCCUUAAUGAAGAGCACUGACGAACAAUUAGAGAUUGCCCUAGCUCCAUACCGCCACUUAGAUGAAGACUUGAUGAGCAUUAAGCAAGUCUUGGAGAUGAAAAACCAGUUGAUCCAUGCAGAAAAGAGAAUAAUGGAACUGGAGAAACUGGCUGAAAUAAAUGUUGUCUUGGAGGAAAGAAUACAGGUCCUGCAGCAGCAGAACGAAGAUAUGAGGGCCCGCAUCGAUCAGAACGUUGUAGUUACCAGGCAAUUAUCAGUUGAAAAUGCCAACCUACACGAGAGUGUUGAAAAAGAGAACAAAGAGAAGAAAAGGUUAAGCCGUACCAAUGAAGAACUUGUAUGGAAACUCCAGACUGCCGAUUCCAUGAGUCCUAUCAAGUAUCCGUCAUCUCCUGUCCACCGCUCCUCUUCUUCUUCUUCUCUGUCACCCUCUAAAGUCAACUCUGCUCAGAGAUGACAACGCAGCAGCCUAUGAUAGACCAGCUUUAUUUUCCGUGCCAUUGCUUGCCGUAAGCAGCAGUCCUUGGACCCUAUGACUGCAUGUGAAAUCCAGUGUACCUUAUGGAAGACUGAAUAUGAAAGUACAAUGACACCUCCUGUCUUUCCUAGGAACCUCAAGCCAAGGAAACAAAAAAAAAACUAAAACAUUCCACUAAAACAAUUCCUCAAAAGCCACACCAAUGUUUCAGGUUACAUACAGUCCAAUAUGCUGGUGAUAUCUAUACAAUAUGGUUAUUGUAUACAUGAUUGCACACACUUUACAGGUUGAUUUGUACAUAAAGAUGCAAUGUACAUAGAAGAGCUUGAGUAUUUUUGUUUGUUUUUUAUGUUGCUGAUGUGUUUGAUCAGCUGUUUUCUAAAGCCGUGCCUCUGUCUUCUACCUGAAUGGGACACGUUUCUGUCCAUCUCGUUUUUACUGCUUAUUGUACAAAAUAACACUAAUCUAUACUGAAUACGAUGUAACAAAAGCGCCUUCCAAAUAGUACCACACGAUCACCAGCUCUGUGUUAUUCCAGGUUAAGGCUGCUACGCAAUAAUCCACUGCUUUGCCCGCAUGUCAGGCAUUCUUUUCUCUGUGUGAUUUGUUACCUGGCUUCAAUGGAUAUUUGUCUUCUUUUUUUUUUUUAUUAGAUAUUUUGAGAAAUAGGCUUUUAUGGUCACCAGGGGGCGCUGUGCUGUGGCUUAGACUUUUGAGAUGUACAUACGGUAAACUUGAUACUACCUUCAGUCUUCGGUGACUCUGCUUCCUACUCCAAUCAGGUCAUUGAGCUUUGUAUCUAAAGGCAUUGUCGUGUUUAGUCUUAGCUUCUCUAUAAUCUUCCUCUAUGUGUAAGAACGUAUAUAUACAUUUUACAUUAUAUAUUUAAGUUUUUUUUUUUUUUUGUAAAUUUUGUAAUGCACAUGUGAAUAUAGGAUUCUGCCUGCAGAGGAGCACUUGAUUUCUAGUUCGUUUUUAUGGGGAGUCUGUGUAAAUUUAUAGGUCGGCAAUGCUCAACUAAAAGCAGCUAGGAGCUAGAUGGAUAGAUAGAUUUAUUUUGGAAUGUAAUAUUAAUUU